AUGUGCAUUAGAUUAACAAUAAAUGUUAAGCUCGAGAAUACUGUGCAUCCGGGGUACAACUCCUUUUCAGCUUCAGCAAAUAAGUUAGCUAGCUGCAAAUAUACGCAAUAUCAAAGAGCAGCUGUAUCAACCCUAAACUGCUCUUUCCCUUUGUUCGACUUCGCCGAAGAACGACAGCUCUCAGUAUCAACCCUAAAAUCGAUCUCAGUCUCUCCCUCUCGUUCUGCUCUGUUCGAUCCCUCUCGUUCUGCUCUGUUCGACUUCGGCGAAGAACGGCAGCACGAAAUAUGGAGAGUUCAAGAGAUUUGGCGGUGGGGACAGUGGCUGUGGGUGCAUCGUGUUGCUAAGUCUGUCUCUCAUCAACGUGAGAUUGAGAGGCGGAGAAUGAGGGAUCAGUUGGAAGAUCGGCUACAAAGAGCAAUUAGGAGACAAAGAGCCGAGUAUUUAAGGCAGAGAGGAAGAUCGUUGAACGGUAUUCUGCACCUACUGUUGCCAGGUCUUCGUCGAGCAAAGGUUUAUCAAUUGAGAAGGGUCGUGGUACUCAGCUCAAAGACAUUCCUAAUGUACUAUCUAAAGGCAGCUUUUGGCUUCGUCAAAAAUCAGUUCUCAGAAAUUUUGAUGAUGGUUGGUAUAGGUUCUAUUGCUUCUCAGAUGGUGCUGCUUCCACUAAUGAAUCCAUUGGUUGGAGAGAAAGUAAUAUUGUGCAUGGCCUUACUUUCUUCUAUAGCUUAUGCAUUACUCUAUGGUUUGGCUUGGGCAACUUGGGUGCCUUACUUAAGUGCCUCAUUUGGAGUUAUCUAUGUUCUUGUGAAACCUGCUACUUACGCAAUUAUUUCAAAAGCAUCGAGCUCAAGCAAUCAGGGGAAAGCACAGGGAUUUGUUGCUGGUGUACAAUCCAUAGCGAGCUUGCUAUCGCCACUCGCUAUGAGUCCACUGACUUCAUGGUUCUUAUCUGAAGAUGCACCUUUCAACUGCAAAGGCUUCAGCAUGGUUCUUUUAUUGACUUGUGGUGUUCACCUUCAGAACCCAACAACCCUUAUUGCAGCCGAAUACCUUGAUCUGGUCAAUUACACACGAAGAGUGUUGUGGGAGUCUACACAAAUGGCAUCACAAGAGGGCUCAAUCUAUUGUAUAGCAAAUAAAAUGUUUGGUGAAGUACUAACAGAAUUGGUCGGAUAUAAGCCAACAUCCAAGAUUUAUUUGAUUUUUUUAGAUUUGUCUAUGUUAUAUAUUUUAAAUUAUGUUAGAUUAUGUUAGAGAUUUUGUAUUAUCAACAAUUUACUAAUUGUAUGUAUAUAUAAGUUAUUAAUUCUAUUAAA
Cannabis sativa is the source of this 1319-nucleotide messenger RNA. RefSeq lists its product as uncharacterized. The coding region runs from base 1 to 1257 and encodes 418 amino acids. The record is from RefSeq and is a predicted model, not a curated record. NCBI's taxonomy places the organism in Eukaryota, Viridiplantae, Streptophyta, Magnoliopsida, Rosales, Cannabaceae. The transcript is spliced from 12 exons.